AUGACUCGCCUGAUCAAAGCCCUCCCCGACGAAGUAUUGUUCUAUUUCCCACGUUCAAGCCAUGACUCGCCUGACCUGAGUCCACCGCGGAGAACCAGUAGGAAACAUUCACCAAGUCAAAGUCCUACUAAAAGGCGACAUACCUCACAUUCGGAUAGCAGCCCACCGAGGCGUCGACAACGCCAAGAUUCCUCCGACUCUAGUCCUGUGCGAAGACAUCAGUCAGCCAACGACGACCUGUCGCCACCUAGGAAGCGAAGAGAUCACUCGGAGGACCUCUCACCCCCGCGCCGGUCAGAGAAUGGUAUCAAAGAUGGCGGCAUAGGAUCGAAAGUAAUGGCGGAUGGCACCAAAGCUGGGUUGGUGGAAGCCAGUAUGGUGGUAGAGGCUGGCCGGCGAAAGAAGGAGAAGGAAGAUCGCGAUUUCGCGAAGUUGGACGAAGCAACAAUGGGACGCCACGCUGAGACUGUCAGGCGGGAUAAGAAAACGGGUAAGAAGAUAGAUCCAAAACUAGAGAGACUCCAGCAAAGGGACGCCGAUAAUAAAAGGGAGGCUGCCGAACACGCCGCUCUCCGAUGGGGUAAAGGGGCGGUGCAAGAACGCACACAGCAGCAGAAAAUGGAGGACGACAUCAAGGUCAUGGCCCAGCCCUUUGCCAGAACGGCCGACGACAAAGACCUGAACGACAUGCUCAAGGAGAGGCACAGAGCGGAAGACCCCAUGGCGCACUUGGUCAAGAAGAAAACAAAGAAGCAACUGCCGGUCUAUAAAGGCGCUGCCCCGCCCCCCAACCGAUACAACAUAUGGCCGGGCUACAGGUGGGAUGGUGUAGAUCGCGGCAACCAAUUCGAGAAGAAAUUGUUCACAAUGCAGGCCGACGCAUCGGCCAACGCAGCCGACUACCUGGCGUGGGCUACAGAGGACAUGUAG
Messenger RNA from Sphaeroforma arctica JP610, 930 nucleotides. RefSeq lists its product as hypothetical. Lineage: Eukaryota; Ichthyosporea; Ichthyophonida. Gene Ontology annotation, cellular component: U2-type spliceosomal complex; RES complex. The transcript is spliced from 10 exons. Gene Ontology annotation, molecular function: RNA binding. The record is from RefSeq and is a predicted model, not a curated record. Bases 1 to 930 code for a protein of 309 amino acids. Gene Ontology annotation, biological process: mRNA splicing, via spliceosome.